AUGACACUGUACACGCAUGCUUUCAGUCACUUCUUGAUCAAGGCUGUCGACCUUCGUGAUGUUGUCUUCCACCCGUACUAUCGACCAUCAACGACCUUCCACAUCCAACGCAACAUGUCCAACACUGGCGCACCUGAUCUCGAACGCUCCCUCAUCACCCAUCAAACACCCUGGAGCGCCCAAAUUGCCAACUACAAACACUACGGCGUCGUCACCAUCAAUUCCGACCCCAUGCGUCUCCUGCAACAAGGCACGGAAGCCUACGCGGCGCUGGAGCAAGUCUGUAUCGCACAAGUCACAGAAACCAAACUUCUCGCCGCCGAGAACAAGGUGCUGAGCAACGCUGUGGCUCAGAUGCAGCUACUGCUACCGCCCUCGCCACCACCUCCCGUGACUGACAUUACCAAGUUGCCCAAGUACAAAGGUUCCUGUCAUAAGGAGCUUGAUGGGCAAUCCUCCCUCGCCGCCACACAAGACCAACUCGCCGCCCUCACCUCCAAACUCGCCCUCGCGGAGCAGGAAGCCCAAAACCUCCGCGAGUGGUACGACGAGCUUCAACGCGCCCAGAUCACGCAGAACGGGGGCUCGGGGUUCGGUCUCAAGGCGCAGGAGGGCAUAAGCAUGCCCAAGUACAAGGGCAGGUGUCCGCGCGAGAUGCCGGGCGUGGAGUGCAAGGAGAAGGGGUGCGAGGGGGUUUUCGAAGAGGGUUGUUGGGGCGUUGCCGCAUGA
Messenger RNA from Parastagonospora nodorum SN15, 729 nucleotides. RefSeq lists its product as hypothetical. Bases 1 to 729 code for a protein of 242 amino acids. NCBI's taxonomy places the organism in Eukaryota, Fungi, Ascomycota, Dothideomycetes, Pleosporales, Phaeosphaeriaceae. The record is from RefSeq and is a predicted model, not a curated record. The transcript has 4 exons.